CAAAAUUCACACGUUUUCUUGGCGUUGUUUUUUGUCCGGCGUUACAUUUUUAUAACACAUAAGGUUUUAUUUCAGCUUUUGUGAUGUAGAAAGUAAUCCAGAAAUUAUUUCCGAUGCACAUCUAUAAGUUUUCAUUUGAUUAUACAAAAUCUCAAUCAUAAACAUGUAGCGGCACAAAACUCACGAUGUUAGCAAUAGCGGCGCCCCUAGAAACCAUUUGACAUGAAAUAGACAUUGUAAUAGAUGGACCAUACAUAGACCUGCCACAAUGGCUUCACCUGUUGCGGACGCGGGCUCGAGCGCCGGCGUCCCGGGCCGCAAGCUCACCACGAUCGAUUUAGUUGGGGGCAUCUACUGUCACAUCUGCACUUUGACUUUUGGUAAUAAAAAAGAGUAUGACAGCCACUACUUGAUGCAUGAGACAGGCAGCAAGGAGAUCGUAUACACUUGCGUGGCGUGCCAUGUCACCAGCAACAGUUACCCCAGCUUCCGUGGACACUGCUACACUAAUCAUGUCAUUAAGGAUAGAUUCAAAUGCCAAUACUGUAACAAAACAUUAUCUAAAUUACCAGCUCUCAAGGAACACAUUGAAGCCAUGCACACAUUCAAAUGUAAUUCACCAUCUUGUGAUAAACAAUUUCUAUCAAAGAUGGAACUUUCCCUUCAUCAAAUUCUCCACAAGAAUGAUGUGAACAAGCCUCCGUAUCAGUGCCAAACUUGCACCGAAGAAAUUGACGGUAUUGUCUCGUGUGAAGACCACAUUGACAAGCACUGCAUGUUCAGCUACUCAUGCCCAAUCUGCAAUGAAAACAUCACUAAAGAAAAUGCUGCUAACCAUCUAACGAAACACUUUGGUAAUACCGAUUUGACUGAUGAAGAUAGUAGAAAUUCCGAAUUGAAUGAAAAUCCCGAAGACAGUUCGAUUACCAUAGUUGGUGGGAUAUUGUGCUGCUAUUGCAACAAUCUGUUCAAAAACCGAAUUGAAAUUGAUACACACUUUGCCGAGGAACAUCCGGGACAGGAGGUUCUGUACUCUUGUAACAUCUGUCCAAAGCAGUAUGAAAAGUAUUCCAUGUUUGGCAACCACUGUUACUAUCACUUCAGCAAAAACAGAUUUGUAUGCGAGUCAUGCGACAAGACGUUCCCCCGGUUGUCCCUGCUGGUGAUCCACGCGGAGGCCCACAGCGGCGGCGGCGGCGCGGGGCAGGCGGAGGCGCGGUUCCCGUGCGCGCGCUGCAGCCGCGUGUUCCAGACGGCGCGGCGCCUGCGCGACCACGAGCGCGCCCAGCACCACGUGCGCGCGCUGGCCUGCCCCGAGCCCGGCUGUCCUCAUGUAUUCGAAACACCGAAAGAUCUGAUCCUCCACCGCAAGCAUCACGAGACCGCUCUGGACACGUGGUGCCGCCAGUGCGGGCUGCAGUUCCCCACCCUCGCCUCCGCCGACAAGCACAUCGACGUGCACAAGAAGAAGCUGUUCUCGUGCCCCGUCUGCGCGCGACAGUACGGCGAGAAGUACCUCCUCAUGAAACACAUCCCCCAACACUUCGAAACGGUCUUCCACAUGUGCAAGGUCUGCGGGAAAAUCUUUAACGCCAAAAACCGCCUCAGCGAACACGUCAAAGUCCAUUCCAACAUCAAAAACUACGAAUGCAAAUUCUGUGGCAAGGGAUUCCUCAGACCGUAUCAGUUGCGCCAACAUCUGAACAUCCACACAGGGGCGAGACCGUACCAAUGCGUCGCGUGUCCGAAAACGUUCGCUUCGCUACCGAACUGGCAGAAACACGUGCGUCGAAUGCACAAUAUCGAUCCGAAAAUAAAGAAAAAGACAGACGAAACUAAUAUUCAGAAUAACUACGAAGUUGUGUUGAAAAAGGAACGUCAAAUUGACAGUUUUGAGUUGGAUGAAAAUGGUCAAGAUAAGAAAACGUAUGAUUUUUGUGUGGAUGAAGGUAUGGUGGAGCUGGAGAGCGUAGACGCGAAGCUGGUGGCGAUCGAGGCUCAGCGCUACGAGUACGAAGUCGACGUGAAGUCUAUGAGUGCCGACAGUGACAGUAUAGACGACCUCACCCCUAUACUGCCGGAUGACGCUAAUGAAUUCGUCUCUGAAAUCCUCGGCUCAGGCGAGGUGGUGGCCCUGUCCGUAGCACCAGCCAUCCCGUGCGAGUACGGGCCGGACUUCACGCGCGUGACGGAGCCCGACCAGCUGCCGCACAUCAACCCCGCGCUGCUCACGGCGCCCCCGCCCGCGCUGGUACAAGACUCCGUCCCCGCCUGGGAGCCCCGCAUCACUAAGGUAUAUGGAGGCUACAGCGGGUACUACACAGACCUCGACGACCACUUCUCCAUCAUCGACACGGAUAUUUUCUGAAGUGACGUAAGCUUUAAGCACAUUACCAUAUAGAGCAGAAAUAUUUUCCUCCAAAUUCAUUUUUAUUAUUUAUUAUAAAUUCGAUGAAAAAUAUAAUAGUUACAGCCAUCUGAAAUCUGACAGAAAGUAAUGGAAAUAUUAACUAAAUAUCGACACUCGUUUUCAUCUAGACCUGCGCCUAUUUACCACCCAUUACGCCAUCUCAUUCUACUCGAUUGAUCUGGCGUUUGGCUUCAUAGAAACAUGACGAAAUUUUGGUCAUACAAAUGAUAUGAGUUUCCUUCUCUAUAUGGUACGUGCUUUAGCCUAAGUCACCCGAUUUAGUGAGUAUAGUAAAUAGUAUUUUGUACGUACGUAAUGUUAUCGCCGGCCUCGGCCGGAUGUCCAGCACCUACCUCAGCAGAAGUAUAUACCUCAUAAUCCAUAGGUACUAUUUUAAUGUAACUCUUUAUAUAUAUACUAUACUUUAUAACAUACUUAUAUCCCACCAAACAUUAGAUAGAUAACGAUUUUAAUUCAUUAUUCAUAAUAAUACUACCUCAUUUUAGUUGUUUAAGUUUGUGGAUUAUCUGGAUGUGACGUCGUCGGGUAGACGAUGUUUAGCGAUAGAGUAGUGUUGUGCCAUUUUACAGUUGUGUAUGGUUUAUUAGAGGUGAGAGUGAGUUGUCGCUGUUGCUCGGUCUUGUAUCCAGUUUCGAGUAGAGUUGCCAAGUUAUCGAUAGUUUUACAAUCGAUCGUUUUCAUUUAAAACGGAGUAUCGAAUAUUAUUGAUACUAUUCUAUCGGCCAUCGUUCGGCAGCACUACUAUCGGGUACGGAUCAAGAUCCUUCGAGCAUUCCACAAGGGUCACUUCGGACCUUCAGGUCCUGGAUUCAAAUCGAUCCCGACCUGUUCUCGCUCGCAACUUUCGUCUUAUAAUUUCGUUUUAAUUAUCCAAAGUUUUAGGCUAAGACGCGAGCUACAGCUUUGUAAAUAUUUGGGUAUUGUUUUUGCACUUAGUAAUUGCAUUUGAAUUUGCUUUUCCGGCCGCCGUUGUAAGACGUUUGCAGGGCUCCGAGUUGGAUGUAAGGGGUUGCUGCUGUCUCACGAGUAUGAAGUGAAAGGCAGACGAGUUAUUGUCAAGAUGAUUGGCUGCGCAUAAAUCUGUCAGGACGUGUGGUGGCCAGGGGAUCAAGACUGCUAGAUUAUCAAUCUGUCAGAUCUCAAUUGUGUCUCAAUCUCCACGGAAUAGUUCCUUUGGCUUUCCAUCCUACUAUGGCAUUGUAACAAUUGUCAUUUUCAUCGAAACAUCGAAUAUGGUGUGCAGAAUACCACAUAUUAAAUUGACAAUCGUUCUUUCGGGAGACCAUUGCGAUAAUAACAUUUGUUGCAAGACCCCAGAUGUGUGAAUGUCUCAUCAUUCCAGAUACAGGGUUGUAUUACGUAUACUUCAGGCGGGCCCUGCAAGCGACGGUUUGAGAAAUGUGAAGAUCAAUGCCACAGUAGGCGGCUCAUGCAUUUUUACUUCGAUUCCUUUUAUAUUGUGUUAUAUGCUGCGGGGCAUAGCGCCGCGGCACUAGUGUAAGUGAAUCGAUCGUGCUGUGAUAUUUUUAUGUAUAUUUAGGGUAAGGAUAGAGAGUGUAACGUACGAGUACAAAUGUUAUUCACGGUAAUAUACCGAUUCGAACCCACACGACCAGGCUAGACGCAUCCCGAUUCUGGUAUACUUCGGGCGACAUAUUGUAUUGUGCGUACCGCGGCCGCGUGCGGGCACGCAGCGGCCGCCGUCACCUCGCGAACAGAAUAAGGAUGCGAUCAAAAUCGCGCAUAUGGAGUUUAUACAAAUUAUAAAAUGUUUAAAUUAGACACGGAUGUUCCCAUUUUCAGUGCGGCAGAGUGUCCAUAUGCGCCUAAUACAAUGAUACGAAUAAAGUGACAAUGUUUACUUAAUCGAAGCAGAGUCUAACUGCGACUUAAAAUGUUGAUGAAAUUUAAAAAGAGAAAAAAAAAGAAGCUCCGAAAUAUAUUUUGGAGCGAAUUAUUUACAAGUCGAGGAGAGGAGUCUUAGUGAUAAACGUAUCCAAAGACUGUUAGGUAUUAUAAGUUCUUUGAACUUGAAUUUGACUUAAAAAAGUCAGGGAUUUAUACGGAAAAAGUCAGAUGUGCGAAUUACAGAAAAAAAUAAAAAUAAAAAUGUAGCUAUGUAAAAACUUGGGCUUUGACACAAAACGGGCAAAAAUAAUUGAAAUUGCUAGAUUGGCGCCUCAUGCACCUUCAAAGGUAACAGGCAGAUGUGAAUACUUUCGAUCAGAUGUCGAUAGUGUGGAGACGGGCGGACGCCGAGCCGACGAGGCCGCGCCGUGUCGCCACUAAACCAUGCAUAUUGGUUUCUCCUUCCGGCACGUACGCGCACGAGGGUAGAUGCUGUCCUAAACUGCAAAAUUAGCGGCAAUCUUGUGAAAUAGGCCAAGUUAGAUGACCUACGUAUUUGACUAGCACUACGGGCUUUCAUAUAUUUUCCGUGUCUGUGGUAAGGGCUCGUGCGCAGUGUCGGAACGGUGUACAGUGCAAGCUAGCUUGUUUGCAGUCAUACAUGUUGGUGUUGUACCUCUGUAGAGGCUUUCAUUAAUCAAUAUAAUAGUACUUAUUCAAUCUGUAUUCAUGAUUCAUUGCAAAUUAUACCAUUGUUGAUGUAAUUUUUCGUCGCGAAGGGAGCAAUUGACGAUAUUUUGUAAACUUAUGAAUUGUAUGAGCUACGCGAUAUGUUAAAAUUAUCAGAAGCACAUUAAAAUGGGCGUAUAUAUUUCUAGUAUCUAAACAGUAUUUUUCUUAGGGAUCAAUUUUAUUGUUUUUUUAGUGUCCGCCAAUUUGGGAGGUCGUUUUAUAAAUUCCAAUGAAGAGUAGAAAACUGGAUUUUCUUGAUUCGAGAAUUCUUCUUCUUGUCGUUUCGAUGGCAUUCAGAUUUUUACGGCUUAGUAUUUUGCCACCCGGACAGCGUUUUCGGUGGCAUUCAUCAGCUCCUCUUGCGUCAGGGCACGCGGGGCAAGAUGUCAGACAUAGUCUCACGCAGCUAAGGUCCGGUCCGUUGAGAAAAUUCCAGAAUUGAAUUUUAAAAUCAAAUUGGCGCGUUUUUGAAUUUGGAAUAAGACAAGAAAACCUUAUUUAAUUUCUACUCUUUUUUGGAGAAGUAACGUUUUAAGAAAUAAUUUUAUAAAAAAGAAAAUAUUUGGAGUGCGCCCUCCGCGACCUUCUUGUCCCUAGCUUUAGGUGUUAGGUUAGAACGAACACAGGGUAUUGUGGUUCUAUUUUGACGGAAGUGUUAUUAUAGCUCGAUUGUAAGCGAUUCAGCAUCCGGCAAAUACGAUGGUUGUAGACCAGGCACGCAGCGGAAGUGAGCUUUGAUGGAUGGACUUGGGAAACGGGUUUUAUAAAGAUAUGUGAUACUUAGAACUUGCAACAUGGUUUACGCAAAAAACUUGGAAUUUUCAAAAAUCUAGUGAACAUAAUAUUUCUGCAAAAUAGGCUAAUAAAUAGACAUGAAAGAAAAUAAGUUAUAAAAUGCUAAUCUAGAAAUAGAAGCCAGUAUAAUAAUGAUGAUUAAAAUCAAAUCCAUCUUAUUUUUUUUAUGGAUUUACAAUACAAUACAAAUACACUUCUUCUUCUUUGCGAGUCGAUGGCGAUCGAAGCUAAAUUUUUGCUGACCAAUAAUUGGCCACGCUUACGGCAUUGUCAGUGGCUUCGUACAGGUCUUCAAUAGUGCAGGUGUUAGGGCACUUAGGACAGCACAAAAGGUGAGCCAUAGUUUGUGGUGAUACUCCACACUCGCAAACAUCGCAACCAUCAACCAGGUAUCCCCACCUGCAGAGAUUAUCCUUGCAGCGGCCAACCUGUGUAAUACACUUUAUUGCACCAAAAUAAAAAAGAAAUAAUUACAAAAAUACUCUUAACUAAGUACAUGGCAUGGAUUUACGUAUUUAAAUUAAGAAUUACCUCAAGAGUAGUUUGACGUUUGCCCACGUUUAUUGAUGACGUCAUACGUAUGUAUUUCUUAAAUCAUUUGAAUAGGUUGUCGUUUUGUCUAUGCGAAAAUGAUAUCACUUGGAAAGUUCUUCGGGUGGCCAUAAGUCUAGCGACUUCACUUUGCAAUUCUCAUUUAUAUCAAAGAGGUAGAUAUAUCGGGAGUCUCAUAUUCCCAUUUAAACGCGGUAAGAACCCGUUAUUAUGUGUUUUAAUUAUAUCAAAGAGGUCACAAAUAGUCUAAACCUGUUAAGAGCUGGCCGAAAACUGAUAACUGAUAAAACAAAAAAACAACGGUCCGCGCGCUGCCUUCACGAUUCAAGUCUAAACUAUGUUCGAGGGGGUGAAGUAAAACUAGCUCAGCCGCUGGCGGGGGGCGGAGUUGACGUUCUAUACGUAGUAUUAUUCGUAAUUCUAUGCCUUAGGAGUGGUUCCCUGCGUGCCUGUUGCAUAAUACUACCCCAAUACCCGUCGCGUGUACAAAAUAGUUCCCAACUAAAUCUGUCUCUAAAUUAUAAGACCGCUGGGCCGGGUUCGGUCCUAUUUUAUUAUAAUAUUAUCAAAUGUUGUCAAAGUAAGUGUAUUGAAAUUUUAUUAUGUAAGUGUCCCAACGAGAAACAUAUUUUUGUCUAUUGUAAAUGAACAAAUUUUGUUCUAUGAACUUGAGAAAUAUAUAUGAAGUUGGAUAAAAUAUCUUAUUGGGAUAUCAUAGAAUUGUUUGUUAAAUAAGAAACUAAAUGUCCUAGUUGCUAAGGUUGCUUAUGCUUGUAAACAUCCCUAAAUGGAACUUUUGGCUUUUAUAUGCGGUAUAUCUUUGUCUCUGGUGUAUUUUGAACAAAACACCAGGGCGAAGGCCAUGCUCUAGGGGAGUUGAUAGGCUUUAAGAGUACAAAGAAACUCGUGGUAUUAAGAAUACACUCGUGUACACAAUUUUCUUUGUAGCUGUUUGCAAAACGUGUACCUCUGCUAUCUACCUCAGACACUCUAGCAGACACUAUUAGCAACUACGAAGUAUCACUUCAAUAUUAUAAUAGUUGUAACGUAAUGGCUAAACCCGGUCGACCUUACAGUUAAGCUAAAUUUUCUUAUCGAAACAUACACACGUAUUUCUAACAUGUUACUCUAAUCUUCCUCCACUCGAUUCGGCCUUAAAUUGGAGUUCUAGGUAGACAUGUACGUUCUCGACUUGAGGAAUUUACUCACUGAAGUCGAACAUAUUAAACUGCCUAUAUACGUCCCACUGCUGGGCUCAGGCCUCCCCUCAAUCAACCGGAGGGGGGAGGGUUGGCAGUAUUAUACUGCCAACAUAAUAGUACGGAAAUAACACGUCAUGCCUUACUGGAGUAAACUUGAAUUAACACCUUGACAGUGACCAUACAAAAUGUUUUGACUUCCUUCUAAGUCCCGCAUAUUAGGUACUUCAAUUUUAUACGUCCUGUUAAAAACGUCAAUAAUAAGUGUAUACAGUAACACAAACCAUAGAUUUACCCAAGUGGAUAACACCCGAGUGUAUUAACCUGGUCGUUUCUUAGUGACGCAUGUAUGGAUCACGGACGUAUGGAGCUAGUCCGUCAUGGCCCAUAUAUGGAUCACUGGACUGUCAACGUGUUAAGGUUGAGGCCGUCUAAGAAUGUCGAUUAUGAGCUGAGUUGGAGAAAGACCUUAAGGCCGCUUCAACUGACGACGGAAUGGAGGAAGGCUGGAGUUAAGAUCUUAGACUGCGGGUGCUAUUCUUUUAGCGCUUCUAAAACUUGCAUAAUAGUCUAUAAGCAUUUACUUUCGAAAUAUUGUCGUAUUUGGUAUUUGGAAAUAGCUGUAUAUAGUAUUUGUCUUUGCCACCGAAUGCGGGGACUAUCGGGUCUAAAUUGAAGUUAAACAGAACAAAAUUUCAAAGGGAUUGUAAUAUUUUUUCGACAAGAUUUAUGAAAUUAUACAAAUAACAAGACCAAAAUCGAAAUCUUUUCGGAAAAAUGUAUGAUGCGGCCUAAGCGUGCAGAAAUUAGUAUUGAAGGUGGUUUAAAGGUAAAUGUAUACUUUAAGGGAUCGUAUUUUUGUGCGGCAAGCUUCAAUUGUAUAUAGAAUCGCUGUUCUGGCAAAGGAGAUGGGCAAGUUUGGUUCGAAAUGAAAACAAGCUGACAUUACGUAUUCCUAUUAUAUUAUAAUACAGUACAAAUAAUACUGCUUUAACAGAGAUUUUAAGAAGUUAUAAAAUAAGGUAUUUUUAUCCUCAAAUCUAGAUAAAUAGUAACAGUUUAUAGUAUAUCAAUCAGGCUUGUUUUCAUUUUGGAACCGAUAUAUUUGGCUCGAUCUCCUAAUUUUACUGCUCGUGAUCGUUGAGUCAGAAUCCUCGAUUUCAAACGCAAAUUAGUAAAAGAAUUUCCAUAAAAUAUGUCAAAUAGUAUUCCUGUAUGGAAUAGGCUAGUUUACAACUAGUCAAAUCAGUUACUUUUUACUAAAAGUCUAGACUCGAAAUUUCUAUGGAAUUUGUAUGAAAAAACACCCUGUGACGUCAUAGAAAAACGUGAUAAAAAGUCGGACUUUUUAUUACGUUUUGCUUGAUUAAAAUUCAUAAAUAAGUUAAAUAGAAAAAAGAAAAUGUUUUUCGAUAGUUUUAAAUUUGUCUUUGUUUCGUGGGUGUUAGUGACAUUGUAAUGAAUACUGAGGGGGAUGAUUCAGACCAUGAUUCUGAGUUAAUAUCAAGUGGAAUUUUCCGUCACAAAAUUAAUGUGAUUUUAAAUUAUUUUCAAUUCUAUACUUUUGCGACGGGAAAUUACACUUGAUAUCAACUCUAGAGUCUUGGUCUGAAUCACCCUUAAAGUUUUCGUUAUGAUGUACCUUGAAAAUGUUGGAAAUGCCCUUUUUAAUUAACUUACAGGUUUUUAAGACUUUGCUACGUACGAUUAAAAGUGUUCAUUAUAUUUUUGACAAUAAAUACUUAUUCUACUAGACUUUUAGUCUGUAUACAUAACAUAACCAGCCUAUAUACGUCCCCCUGCUGGGUACAGGCCGCCCCUCAAUCAACCGGAGGGGGCUUUGACUGUAUACAUUGGAAUUUGCUUGUUACUAACAUGUCUACAUAAAUAUUAUGUGAAGUUAGUAGAGGAUUCUGUCCAUACGGUCACUACUUGUUUGUUUACUGUAAGAAUUAGUACAUAUAAUAUAAAGGUGGAGCCCGGCUAUAAUGUAUUGAUAUCACUACCUCAAUAGUUUACGAUAAUGUCAAUUUUAUACAUGAAAUAGAUUUUAAGGUCUGGUGUAUUACAGUUGCAAGUCAAUUUUUAAAAUGUUUGAGCUGUCGCGUUGCCAAAAUUUAAUGUUUAACUUGGAUAACCGGCCACAAACGUGAUAUCAAUCAUCCAUGAUCCAAACUUGAAUUCAUGCUCAUAAGUGACGCCGUAACGAAAACUUUGAGGGAUGAUUCAGACAAUGAUUCUGAGUUGAUAUUAUUGAAAAGUCAUAAAAAAAAUCGUGGUUUAAGUCGAAUUAUGUCAGUUUGUGUUGUGUAUUGGUGCUAAUUCCUGUAAAUACCAUCUAAUUUUAUUUUAAGUUAUAUCUGUCAUUUUCUUAUCCGCCGAAAAGGAAAGGGACGGGUAAUCGACAAGCAUAAAAUUUAUGGAACACACGUCAAUUUUAAGCACAAAUCUAAACCAACCGUCUAAAAAUUUUACAUCCGUCAAUAACCCGACACAGUUAAGUAGACAGCACGUCAAACGGAUUGCGUACCAGCGACGUACCUUUUGAUUCGCCCGGGUUAUACAUUCAUUCACUCAUUCUUCCUAAAAUUAAGAGCUGUGAAUCAUCCGUCCCUUUCCUUUUCGACGGAUAUGAAAAUGACAGAUAUAACUUUAAAUAAAAUUAGGCGGUGUCUGCAGGAAUCGGGGCCAUUAUGUGUGUAUGUUAUGUUUUAUCGAGUCAUGUCAUGGACCUGUGGCGGCUCAAUAGUAACCCUGCCACCAGGGUUGAUGAGGUUGGCAAUUCACCUCACAACCCACACGAUAGAAGAAGAGUCGAAUUCAGUAGUAUUACAGCCUGAGCCGGGAUUUGAACCCGUGACACAACAACAUUGACAGUGAUAAAAAUAUUCAGGCAUAAUAUUUUUUUUUGUUUUGGUUUUCCCCGAAGGGUAAGGCAAAGGGAACUAUGCCCAUACAGCCAUGUCUUACGUAUUUUUUUUUCUUGAUGAUUAAUGAAAUGAUGAAAGGUGCUGAAUGAUGAUGAUGAUGAAACCUAAGCCCCCACCCUCGGAGUAGACUCCUACUCCGAACCCCAAACGAAUUAACUCAAAAGUUCGCAUAAACUUUCGAGUUAUGAAGCGAAAAUAGGCAGAUACACUUUGUUUAUUGAAUACUCCGAUAUAAUAAUACUCGCGAAUGUCUUCCGACUAACUUAAUGCGAUCAUUAACCACAAAACACCACUUCGUAUUAAUUAUUUAGAUUAUUCAAUGAAGAAAGCAACUGUCCCGUUCCUGUUUCCCGCCAAAAAGCCUCGGGCAUAAAUAAUGGAGACCACGAACUUAAUGAAGGCACGUAAAAUAAUGUUGCCAGUUUGAAUAAAUAAAAAUUGACUUGUGGUUGUAUGAAAAAGACAAUAAAUGGGUCUUCCUAUAAAACUAAACGCAGCUUUACUAGUAUAGAAUGUUUUAACACAACAGGAUGUUAGUGAAAUCGUUACGAAAACUUUUAAGGGUGAUCAGACCAGUAUUCUGAUUAGUUAUCAAGUGGAAUUUUCCGUCGCAAAAGUAUGCAAUAUCAAGUGGAGUAAGUAUAGAAUUGAAAAUACUUUAAUAAGAACAAAAAAAAAAACAUUAAUUUUGCGACGGCAAAUUCCACUUGAUAUUAACUCAGAAUCAUGGUCUGAAUCAUCCCCCUCAGUAUUCGUUACGAUGUCACUAACACCCUGUAUAUUAUUUGUAUUAAUUGGAUGUUUUAAAUGUUUUGUAUUAUAAUUGAAUUCAUGAAUGCUUUUAAUAUGAUUUGUAUUUUAUAAUUAUUAUCUUACAUUUUAAACUUGGAUGUUGAAGGUGUGUUGACUUUACUACGGAGUCCUAUUCUAGUAAAGUUUCGCCUGAAUGUUACCUAUGUAAUGAAUAAAUCUUGUAUUUUCUAGCCGGGCUCUACCCAUACCAAUCUACCUCUGCAUGCCUCCAUAUAACAGUAAUUAUAGAUUUGUUAUAAAUAUUACAUAACUAUACACUUUCAUAUACAUAUUUUGUAUGUUAUUACAGAUAAUUAUAAGGGACAUAGGUUUUACAUAUAAUGCUAUUUCACGGUAAUCGCUGUGUAUGUCGUUUCGUUUUAUGUAGGACGCCACUCAGUCUGAACAAUGUAUUGACCGUAAAUUACAUAAUAAACAAUCUGACUAGUUCAAA
Pectinophora gossypiella (pink bollworm) is the source of this 11733-nucleotide messenger RNA. Its product is annotated as zinc finger protein 569-like. The record is from RefSeq and is a predicted model, not a curated record. The transcript is spliced from 7 exons. Bases 269 to 2368 code for a protein of 699 amino acids. Lineage: Eukaryota; Metazoa; Arthropoda; Insecta; Lepidoptera; Gelechiidae.